Messenger RNA from Dermacentor andersoni, 2718 nucleotides. RefSeq lists its product as uncharacterized. Gene Ontology annotation, molecular function: phosphatidylcholine lysophospholipase A1 activity. NCBI's taxonomy places the organism in Eukaryota, Metazoa, Arthropoda, Arachnida, Ixodida, Ixodidae. The record is from RefSeq and is a predicted model, not a curated record.
UGCUCCCCAGACGACCCCACACAGAAUCGACUCCUGCAACGCACGGAAGUGACGUCACUAAAUGUCAACGUCACAUGCACGCGUAUUUCCGUUUUUUCGAGGGCGCGUGGUUUGAUUGUUUGUUCGCACGUGACAUUCAGUACGCAUCCCGUCAGCCGCGCUUGCGGGUCGUGCUUUUCUGCUGCCGCUGGUGCUGGACCCAAGGCUUGGUUCUGCUGCAUUCUCGCAAGCCUUUGACAUCAUCCUUUUAUAUGCGCGAAAGCUGCUUUGCAGGGUUAUCUUAUAUUUGCUAGCGUUAUAUAUAUCUAUUCUAAUAAGUAUUUUGAUGGUAUUUUGAUUGUGUUAGUCGCGUAUUUGCCGAUCUUGCUGUCCUUGUUCGCGACCUCUUGCUUUGUUCAACCCUAGCGCGGAUUUCCCUGAUUCAACGUAUAUAUAGUGCUGACUAGAAGGUAGCCUCCUUUCGUUUGUGAAAAAGCUCAGAUUUAUUUUCUCGCAGUCAUUUUUUUUCUUCUAGGUGUCAUUUUAGAUUGCACUGCUUGCAACAUGACACGUGUUUUGGUUGCCGGUGACUCGAUGGUGAAAUACGCGGACCAGUAUUUCCCAUCGCGUCGUAGUUUGUCAGUCAGUGUUGCCGCGCAUAGAGGAGUAAGGAUUGAGCAUUUGCUGUCAAUGAUUGCUGACAAGCUAGCUGGUUUUGAUGUUGUCAUUGUGCACGUUGGCACUAACAACACUGUUGACAGUGUCAGCGUGUGCAUGGACAAGUAUCGCCAGCUCGCUCAGGGGAUCAUUGAGAGAAAUCCCAUGGUGCAUGUAGCUUUUUCUGCCAUUCUUCCUCGGGGGCAGAAUCAGUACAGCUCAUGGGAAGCUCAGUCCUCAUGGUUGCAUGACCUGAAUGGUAACUACAAAAGGAUUAACAGUGCCCUGAUGCAGUACUGCCACGAGUGCGGCUACACAUUCCUGGGUGGUCUCGUGGACAACUGGCCCAGUUGCCUGAGCAGAGAUGGUGUCCACCCGAGCCGCUUUGGUAACAAGGUGCUGGCAGACUUCCUGUACCAGGGGGCCUGCACCCUGUCCAUCCAUCUGGAGAGAAGCCGCAUCCAGCAGUCCUACAAGGAGACCCAGGCACCUUCUUCAUGGACCAGUUGGACUCGGCAGGACAGCAUCCCUGCCAUCUCCGAGGCUGACUUUCCCCCGCUUGAGGCACGGCACCAACCAGCCUACCAGAACCCUUCAAGGUGCUGGAUUUUCACUUGUUGGCGGUGUCCGUGUCCGUUGCAAGGGAAGCAAGGCUUGGUUCACCUGGGACAGCCUGCCUUCCCCCACUUUCCAUGGCACAAGUGUACCAAGUAGGGGAAAAGCCGAGGGGAGGUCUGCUGAGCCAAUGAUCCCUGGUCGAGGUGCAAGCACCACUUGUGUCUGGAAAACUAGGAGAGCCACACAAAAGCAUGAGAGUGCUCCUGUUGUGUGCUCACCUGUGGGGGAAGGAGAGGCCAGUGCUCAAGAAGCAGCUGUGCCAGAGGCUGUCUCCCACUGUGGCGACAGGGAGUGGAAAGUGGUAGUAUCGAGGAGGAGGCGGAAGGCUGCAGCACUGCACAAGCAAGAAUGGAGCUGUGACCUGGCUGCAGACAGGAAAGGCAAAGUUCUUGCUGUGACAGCUGCCAAGUUCUUGAAGUUCGCUUCACCUUUGAAAGCAGUAGUUAGCCAGAAACAGACAUGCAUUAACAGUAUAAAGUCUGAGUCUGCUCCUUCUGCUGUCUCUGGUAGCAAGCUUGAAGGACAAGCCAGUGCCCCUCAUGACGCCAUUUGUGAUAGUUUUGGCAAGGUGCAGCAUGUGGCUAGCAGGCAGAAUAAAGACUGCUUGGUAGUUGCUAUGGCUGAGUGCAGACCUGUCAUAAAUGGUGUUCCAAAUGAGGUCAUUGUCUGCAAAUGCUGUAGGUCAGAAACAAUGCAAGAUGGAGGGCAGAUGACGAGCAAUCCUGGCACAGAGGCUGGUGACCUUGACAAAGCUGUGUGCAUUACUCCCACGCAACGUAGGUGUUGUGAGGCUGCUUUGACAUCCAGCUGCAGGCCUGCCAGCUCUGAUGCCCAGGCUGUUUGUGAAGGAGCUGGUGCUAACACAACCAGAGUUCCUAACACUGUCACUUUAUUGCAUGGUGGAGGCAGCAAAGUUUAUUUAAAUGCAACAUUUGAUAAUUUUAUUUCUUUCAGGCAAAGCUUUGACCCCAGCAUCUCAUCAUUCUUGACGAUGGCAGCUGGCGUCAACAAUCCGUCAGGAAUGUGUUUCUUGUGGUUGAAACUUUAAUGUGGGCAGGUUCACUUUGUAUUAUUUAAUUUGAAAACCUGAUCAAUCUGCUUCUAAGUAGUAGCAAGUAUUUUGGAUAUUCAACUGUGUUACAAAAUUUGCUUGCCAUCGGUCUGGUACUGCUUUAGCAACCGAAAUCUGUACUGACAUUGCCCCAUUACCUUCCCGUUGCCGCAAGUCUCUCGGCGGAGCCUGACCGCUACAGAGCGCGUUCUCGGGUGGCGGAUAGAGAAAACUCUUGUCAUGAAGCUGCGCUAAGCAGCUUCAUGCAAGACAGGCACUUGUGCCCGCGGACCAACAGGCUAAGAAAAUCCUCAACAGCAGCACUCGGGUUGUCACAGUGACAUGUUCAUCUCGGAGUGCAAGUUGCAGAUUCUUUUUAAUCCUUUGUACUUCAUUUGCGUUUUUUUCCCUCU